CAGGUCGAUUGUGGAUGUAUCUACUUCUAAUCCACUCCCAACAACAACAACAACAAUAAUAAUAAUGAUGAUAAUAAUAUUAAUAACUGAAUAUGUUGCUGGCUGCACGAGCCGUCACAGUGGCAACCACAAACUUGUUGUGAUUACAUAACCCGCCGUGUGCACGCGACGGGUAACCAGCGCAGUAAUCCCACAAUGCAGAGCGCAUGGCGCGUCAUUGGAGAGGGACGAUGAUGGCGGCGGUCGGUGCACCAGAAGUGAUCACACAGCUGGAAAGCGCUGCCAAAGUUUUAAUGGCACCGCCGUCUAUGGUCAGCACAGAGCAGAGACAGCAUGCUGAACAUGUAUUCCUCUCCUUCAGGAAGUCAAAGUCCCCCUUUGCCAUUUGCAAGCACAUCUUGGAGACCAGUAAGGUGGACUAUGUGCUUUUCCAGGCAGCCACAGCCAUCAUGGAGGCUGUCGUGCGGGAGUGGAUCCUGCUGGAAAAGACCAGCAUUGAGUCACUCCGGGCAUUCCUUCUCACCUACGUUUUGCAGAGACCCAACCUGCAGAAGUAUGUGCGUGAGCAGAUCCUGCUAGCUGUGGCGGUCAUCGUGAAGAGAGGCUCGCUGGACAAAAGCAUCAACUGUAAAAGCAUCUUACUCGAGGUCGGACAGCUCAUCAGCAGCGGGAACCCCGCAGUGCAAACGCUGGCCUGCUCUAUCCUGACCGCUCUGCUCAGUGAGUUCUCCAGCUCCAGUAAGACCAGCAGCAUCGGCCUCAGCAUGGAGUUCCACGGUAACUGCAAGCGACUGUUCCAGGAGGAUGGCCUCCGCCAGAUCUUCAUGAUGACCAUGGAGGUACUGCAGGAGUUCAGCCGCCGAGAAAACCUCAAUGCCCAGAUGUCUUCGGUCUUCCAGCGCUACUUGGCUUUGGCCAAUCACGUCCUCAGCUGGAACUUCCUGCCUCCCAAUUUGGGGCGCCACUACAUCGCCAUGUUCGAGGCCACGCAGAACGUCACGCUUAAGCCCACAGAGUCCUGGAGAGAAGCGCUAUUGGACACACGCGUCAUGGACCUCUUCUUCACUGUACACAGGAAGAUUCGAGAGGACUCUGACAUGGCCCAGGAUUCCCUUCAGUGCCUGGCCCAGCUGGCCUCCAUGCACGGGCCUGUAUUCCCAGAUGAGAACGCCCAGAUCUCUUACCUGGCCCACCUGAUGGAGGGGCUGCUCAGUAUGAUCAAUGGGAUUGAGAUCGAGGACUCGGAGGCGGUCGGCAUCUCUAAUAUCAUCUCCAAUCUGAUCACCAUGUUCCCACGGAGUAUUUUAACGGCACUGCCCAGCGACCUCUUUACCUCCUUCAUCAACUGCCUCACGCUGCUCACCUGCUCGUUUGGACGCAGCGCCGCCCUGGAGGAAGUGCUGGAUAAGGACGACAUGGUUUACAUGGAGGCCUAUGACAAGCUGCUGGAGUCAUGGCUAACGCUCGUGCAGGACGAGGAGCAUUUCCCUCGCGGCUGCUUCGUGCAGCCAGCCAUCCAAGUGUUCAACUCAUACAUCCAGUGUCACUUGGCAGCUCCCGACGGCACACGCAACCUGUCGGUGAACGGGAUUUCCUCUCACGAUGAGGAAGAGAUCAACGAGCUGCAGGAAGACGACAGAGAACUGUUCUCAGACCAGCUGUCCAGCAUUGGCAUGUUGGGACGUGUGGCAGCUGACCACUGUAUCCCUCUGCUCACAAGCCUGCUGGAGGACCGAGUAACACGACUGCACGGCCAGCUGCAGAGGACCCAGCAGCACCUUAUGGCCUCGUCUGACCUCGGAUCAGUGGACCGUAAAGUCCUGGAUGACUUAUAUGAGGACAUUCACUGGCUCAUACUGGUCUCAGGUUAUCUACUAGCAGACGAUCCUCAGGGUGAAACCCCGCUGAUCCCCUCAGAGGUGAUGGAGUUCUCCAUCAAGCACUCAACAGAGGUGGAUAUCAAUACAACGCUGCAGAUCCUCGGAUCACCGGGAGAAAAGGCCUCGUCCAUACCGGGCUGCAACCGCACAGACUCGGUGAUCAGGUUGCUGUCAGCGGUGUUGAGGACGUCAGAAGUGGAGUCCAGGGCAACCAGAGCGAAUCUGACGGAGCUUUUGAGCCCGCAAAUGGGGAAGGACAUUGUGUGGUUCCUCAGACGAUGGGCUAAGACGUAUUUGCUCGUGGACGAGAAGCUCUAUGGGCAGAUCAGCAUCCCCCUCAGCACAGCGUUUGGUGCCGACACAGAGGGGGCCCAGUGGAUUGUGGGAUAUCUCCUGGAAAAGGUGAUCAACAACCUGACCGUGUGGAGCUCAGAGGCUGAGCUAGCCUACGACACCGUGGAGCUGCUGGUGACGCUGGUAGAGAAGCGGGAGAGGGCAAACAUCGUGGUGCAGUGUGAGAGCUGGUGGAACCUGGCGAAGCAGUUUGCCAGCCGCAGCCCACCUCUCCACUUGUUGUCCAGCUCCGUGCAGAGGACUCUGAUGAAGGCUCUGGUCCUGGGAGGCUUCGCACAAAUGGACUCUGAUGCCAAGCAGCAGUACUGGGCUGAGGUGCUUCACCCGCUCCAGCAGCGUUUUCUUAACCUCAUCAACCAAGAAAACUUUGCUCAGAUCAGCCAAGAAGAAGCUGUCAAACAGGAAAUCGUCGCUACGUUGGAGGCGCUGUGUGGCAUCGCAGAGGCGACGCAGAUCGACAACGUGGCCUCGCUCUUCUCUUUCCUCAUGGACUUCCUGUCCAGCUGCAUUGGCCUCAUGGAGGUUUACAGUAACACACCGGAAACAAUCAACCUCAUCAUUGAGGUUUUUGUGGAAGUGGCUCAUAAACAGAUCUGUUACCUGGGAGAGACCAAGUCCAUGAAGCUGUACGAGGCGUGCCUAACGCUGCUGCAGGUCUACUCCAAAAACAACCAGAGCAGGAAGCGAAGCGAUGCCACAGCCGAGGAGGACCAGUACCAGGACCUGCUGCUCAUCAUGGAGCUGCUCACAAACCUGCUCUCCAAAGAGUUCAUCGACUUCAGCGACACAGAUGAUGUGUUUCGAAAUCAAGACCAGGGAACACCAGCAUCCAAUCGAACAGUAUCCGCUGCAGAUGUCGUUCUCUAUGGUGUCAAUAUAGUUCUUCCACUCAUGUCUCAGGACCUGCUCAAGUUCCCCUCUUUGUGUAACCAGUACUACAAACUCAUCACCUUCAUCUGUGAGAUCUUUCCAGAAAAGAUCCCACAGCUGCCGGAAGACCUCUUCAAGAGCCUCAUGUUCUCCCUGGAGCUGGGAAUGACCUCGAUGAGUUCUGAAAUCAGCCAGCUGUGUUUGGAGGCUUUGUCUCCUCUGGCUGAACAGUGCGCUAAAAACCAGGAGAAGGACUCUCCUCUCUUUAUCGCCACUCGUCAUUUCCUCAAGUUGGUGUUUGACAUGCUGGUCCUGCAAAAACACAACACAGAGAUGACCGUGGCGGCAGGAGAAGCCCUCUACACACUCGUGUGCCUGCACCAGGCGGAGUACUCGGAGCUGGUUGAGACUCUGCUGUCCUCUCAGAGAGACGCCAUAAUCUACCAGCGGUUAGCCGACGCCUUCAACAAGCUGACAGCCAGCAGCACGCCACCCACCAUGGACCGCAAGCAGAAGGUUGCCUUCCUCAAAAGCCUGGAGGAGUUUGUUGCCAACGUCGGCGGCCUGCUCUGCGUGAAAUAACCACUGGAAAACCAAACCGGCCUCUAAUCAUCAUCGUUCUGAAAAGCAACCAAUCAAAGACGCCCCCUGCUUCAUCCCUGAGAACUAUGGGUAGAAGGGACGGCUGAAAGCCUCGGAGGACCUCUCUGGCAGCUGGGGCGGGUUGAUCUCAUGCCUGAAUGUUUACCCUGUUUUCACCUCCUUGGAUGUCUUUUUUUCCCCUUUUCCUUUCCUACUGUUACACCUGCCUGCCCAGCACGAUCAGCAGACGCGAUGAAGAGGAGGAGGAGCUAAUUGUGGAGACUAAACUGCUGAGCAGAUGGACUCAGAGGUUCAUGUUAGACUGAAGCAACUGAGCACGGACUGUCAAGCAGCACCUGAUGAUCGCUGUUGUCCUCCCUUUCCACCUCCUGCUCCUCCUCCCCCUCCUCAUGUGCCUGGAACUUUCUGGAGCACACACACACACAGGAACAUACAGAGCGACACUAAGGGCAAAACAAGUUGCCGUUCUUCAGGUUUUGUAUGCAGUUUAAACGCAUUAGAGGGGCCAACCCACCCUAGUUUAAAUACUCAGACACACACACUCACACGUCACCUCAAUCCUUCCCAGAGUGCCUUUGUUCUGUCGAUUGUUCUGUGUGUGUGUGUGUGUGUGUGUGUGUGUGUGUGUGUGUGUGUGUUAUAAGGAGAGAGAAUCAUGCCAUACGAAAAAUGACAACCAGUAAGGACCGUGCCUGCCAAAAACCUAAGACAUACAAAGCAUGAGGUGUGGCCGGCUGUCUUUGAGGCUGCUGAUGCACUCAGCACAGGAGGACAUUUGUUUGUUGGGAACGUCACAAAACCAAACUGAGAUUGUGUUUGACUAAAGGGUGUAAAUAUCUAUAAAUAUAUAAUGUUUUCAAGGCUGAUGCCCUUCAGAAAUGUACGUUAUGGGGAUUAAAGAUGACUGAAAUGUUUUUAUACACCAGUAAAAGGCAGGCAGAGAUGUACGAGUUCAACAAUGUAUGAAUUCGGCUAAAGAAUGAGCAAUUUUCUCGCUGUUGACCUUUGCUGUUUGAUAUAGUUUUUUUUGUUUUUUUUCCCUUCCUAUUUGGAUUGUAGUUUAUAUUGUGGCCCCCUGCCUCUGGACACAUGAAGGCCAGAGACAGAUGGCGCCUUGAAAGUUUAGCAGGAUGAUUUUAUUAGUAUUUUUCUACAGCAGCACCUCCACCCGAUCACUCUUCAACACACACACACUGGAUAUUACAGAGACUGUUUGAGUUGAAGGACAGCAAUAACAAACCAAAUAAAAAGGAUCAGAGCCACUUGCUGAAGCAUGAUGUUGGAGACAGAACCCUCCUCGUUCAGAGUCCUAUCCCUGUUAUUGUAGAUGGCUGUUUUGUUAAUGAAGUGUAAAGUGUACAUAAACGUAUUGUAUAAAA
Oreochromis niloticus (Nile tilapia) is the source of this 5086-nucleotide messenger RNA. RefSeq names its product exportin 4 (gene xpo4). The coding region runs from base 207 to 3686 and encodes 1159 amino acids. Gene Ontology annotation, biological process: protein export from nucleus. Lineage: Eukaryota; Metazoa; Chordata; Actinopteri; Cichliformes; Cichlidae. The transcript has 24 exons. The record is from RefSeq and is a predicted model, not a curated record. Gene Ontology annotation, cellular component: cytoplasm; nuclear pore. Gene Ontology annotation, molecular function: nuclear export signal receptor activity.